CCACAGUCCUUGGAACUUCAGCCCUUGGGAAAGAAGCUCAGAGGAUAUGUGGUCCAAUCCAUACCUGAGUAGGAAUUCCUCUAAUUUAGUUCCUUCCAGGUCUGAUAUUCUAUAGUUCUGAAUUUCAGUCACCUGGGAGGCCAUUCACUCAAGAGGACAGAAGCUCUGAACUGACCGCAUAUGUCUGGCUUCCUGUUCCUGUCAUCUGUAGCCAGGGCCUAGAACCCUCAAUCUUUUUCUUCUGCAAAGAGGAUAUAAGCCUCAGCCCAGUGGACUGAGGUUUAUGAAAAUAAAAUUUGUGCUGAUUACAGAUAUAAGGCAGCUCUAGCCUCUUAAGAGCAAAGGCAUCCUGGGUCACCAUGGUCCACUGUAACAACCAAAGCAUGCCUCCCCCCAUGACAGUCUUCGUGCUGCUAGGCUUCCCAGCUCUUCAGGGGGCCCCUCUCCCACUCUUCUUCAUCUUCCUGGCCCUGUACACCCUCAUCGUUGUGGGCAAUCUAGUGAUCCUAGUGGCUGUAGUUGGAGACCCCAGACUCCACAAACCCAUGUAUUUCUUCCUGUGCAACCUCUCGGUCCUAGAUGUUCUCUUCACAACCACCACUGUGCCCAAGAUGCUAGCCAUGUUCCUCUCCCAACAUAAUACCAUCUCCUUUGCUGGCUGCUUCCUGCAGAUGUACAGUUUCCAUACCCUCACGGUCAUGGAAUCCUUUAUCCUGGUAGUCAUGGCCUAUGAUCGCUAUGAAGCCAUAUGCCACCCGCUGCACUAUCCUGUCCGCAUGACUCCACAAGCCAACGCCAGGCUGGCAGCGAGUGCCUGGGCCAUGGCACUGAUCAUCCCAGCUCCUGUGAUGGUGGAGACAUCCCAGUUGGAAUACACGGCUAGGGCCACAGUGGAACACUGUUUCUGUGACCACCUUGCUGUAGUAAGGGCUGCCUGUCAGAAUGCUGGGACUGAGCACCAGACUUUUACUGGCUUCUGCAUUGCCAUGACUGUCUCCUUGGUGCCUCUAUUCCUAGUCCUCUUCUCCUAUGGGCGGAUCCUGGCCUCUGUUCUAAAGAUUGCUUCCCAGGAAGGUCGGGCCAAGGCUUUUUCCACCUGUACAUCCCACCUUCUGGUAGUUGGUACCUACUACUCAUCCAUCGCUGUGGCUUACGUGUCCUACCAAAUGGAGAUGGCCAUUGACCUUCACGUGCUCAGCAAUGUCAUUUUUGCUAUCCUGACCCCCAUGUUGAACCCCCUUAUCUACACAUUGAGGAACAAGGAUGUAAAGGAGGCCAUUAAGACUGUUUUUCUAAGAAUACUUCCUCAUUCAAAGAACUCUUAGCCAGUUCAUAUAAAAUGGCCUGGGACCUUUAUUAGACUACAAAAUCAAUAUGGGUCAAAAGUA
Phascolarctos cinereus (koala) is the source of this 1388-nucleotide messenger RNA. NCBI's taxonomy places the organism in Eukaryota, Metazoa, Chordata, Mammalia, Diprotodontia, Phascolarctidae. The record is from RefSeq and is a predicted model, not a curated record.